This is a messenger RNA of Xiphias gladius (swordfish), 2148 nucleotides long. It is a transcript of the gene natd1, whose product is annotated as protein NATD1. NCBI's taxonomy places the organism in Eukaryota, Metazoa, Chordata, Actinopteri, Istiophoriformes, Xiphiidae. The coding region runs from base 70 to 405 and encodes 111 amino acids. The record is from RefSeq and is a predicted model, not a curated record. The transcript has 3 exons.
UGUUAGCCUUUUCUGGUUAGCAGCGCCGCAGAGGAGCGCAGCGAUCAUCGUCAGCUUUAGCGAGCUACCAUGGCACAGGCAGCGCAGGCGAAUGCCUUCGACGCAAGUAACUCCCAGAUCCAGGUGGAGCACGACAAAAAGCGUCGGCAGUUUGUUAUAAGACUGAACGGCUCUCAUGAUCGAGCAGUUCUUCUGUAUGAGUAUGUUGGGAAAAAGACGGUGGACUUGCAACACACUGAAGUUCCAGAUGCUUACAGAGGAAGAGGAAUUGCCAAACACCUGGCCAAGGCAGCCAUGGAUUUUGUGGUAGAAGAGGAUCUGAAAGCCCACUUGACCUGCUGGUACAUUCAGAAAUACGUCAAAGAGAAUCCUCAGCCUCAGUACUUUGAACAUAUUUAUCAAUGACCCCACGUGGCUCCGACAGAGAAGAGAAGGAGAAAGAGACUCCCAGGAGAGAAAUGCUGUGUGGCAGCAGCAGCAUGCUUAGGAGUUACAGGCUGAUAUACACUAAAGGACCUUCCAGGCAUUGUUAAACAUGACAUCGAGUGAAUCCAGAGACAACUGAGCUGAACGUUGGGUCAACAGGUCAGUUAUGUCCAUAACACGGGGAUGUCAGCUGGUCGCGACUUGUAAACAGGAGCAAAACAACCAACCUAAACUGAAGCCUGUUACCUCCGACAGAAACCACCAGGUUGUAUACCGAUCACUGACUGUAAGAAAACAUUAUAUGUAACGAGAACACGUGUGAGUCGAAUCCUGUGUUGCAAAUUAUCUGUCCUCCUUUGGACUCACUGGUUGUGAACAGCACUACAAGAUGACCGACCCAGGCGUCUUUCUCCGUGAUGGUUUGGAUGGAAGCAACGAUGGCUUCACUGAUGCUCAAAUGAUGAUGACUUUUGUAUUUCAACCACAUUUUGAUAUUCUUUGAGUUGUUUAUUUUUUCAAUUUGCUUUCUACUCAUAGAAAAUGUGUUUUUUAGGGUUUAAAUGCUAGUAUAGUAGGUUGUGAAUGCUAAACACAUCUUUUGACACAGGCUAAUUUAAUAUUUUUUUUUCUAGGUAAGUGCAAAAGGGUAUAGGCAUAAAUUUGGUGGGUAACCGGUAAUUUUUAAAAAUAUAAUCUGUAUUUUGAAUACAUUUAUUUUGCCAAGUUCUCAGUUAGGUUCCACUGUUACUGUGUCCACUUCCAUUCUUCCCAGUACCGGAAACUUACUGUCCAUUAUUGGAGUCGUAAGUUUGAUAAGUCAAAGGUGCUGGGAUUUGUAAACCAAAGAACACAAACUGGCCAUGUCUAACUCUGGAGGAACAACCAUUUUCUCCAUUGUACAUGUUAAAUGUUACAGACGCUCACUCACUGUGCAGAAAAACACCUCAGUGUGGAUAUGGAUAAAUAUCUGCUGAAAGCAGCAUCUUGAAACUAGCUCUGCUAUAUUCAGGGCAUUUACAUUCUAUGGUGUCAAACUGUCCUUUGUUCUGUCAUUCAGAAAAAAUUACACUGGAUGGCCGAAGCUUCGUUUUUUCUUGUCAUUUGAUCUGUUUUUGUCUCUUACCCACAAGGCUUAUUUAGCUAGCUGAUGUCAAAAUGUUAAAUGUCGUCAUAGAAGAAAACAUGACAGAAAUGGUUCACUGUAGUUUCCCCUUUUUUUGGCUCUACAGGAGCUUUUGCUGUUGACAAUCUAAAGUGUUGAGAAGAAAAAAACCUCAGGUUACUCAACACAUGCUGGCAGGACAGACAUCAACAUGCAAGGGAGACUAUCUGCUUUAAGAAGAAAUUGCAGGAAACUACUUUCCCUUUGUAAAACUUUCCUUUAGGUGGCACACACCUAUUGAUAGGCCAAGGUAUUCGAGGUAUUAUUUCUUUUUUUGUGUGUUUAUUUUUAUAUUAGUGUAUUUCCUUGAAAGCAAACUAAUACCUGAUUUAACAGUUUUGAGCAGGUGGUGUGAAAAUGUAUCAGUCCUUGUUAUAUUGUUUGUGCUUGACACUUUUUUUCCCCAUUCUUGUUGCCAAUAAAUAAAUAAAAUACUCAUCACAUUAUUAAUGUCAAAGUAUGUAUUUAUAACAAAACAAAGGAAGAUGCACACACAGCCCUCUUUAUACAGUCGGGUACGUAAGUAUUUGGACAGUUACUCAAUUUUCAGAAUAUUACCU